GUAUCCCCGCGGCCCGCACUCCGCCUCAGUCAGCCAGACGACGUCCCACAGAAGGUGCGUUGCACGUUAACGUCUCAGUGAAUAGAUAAUUAAAUCCUAGACUGUAUAAUUUUGUGAAUAAUAGUGUGUGUAUUAAUUGACUGGACACUUGUUAAUACGAUUUUGAUACACCAUGGCUACCGAAGUAAUUAACAAUGUUCCCGAGAACACCGAAAAGGAAAAGGUAGCUACAGAGGACGCGCCGGCAGACAAUGGACAAACUAAAGAAGAACCACCGACUGAGAAGGUUGAAGAGAAAGCAGAGGAGAAGAAGGUGGAACCUGCUCCGCCCAAGAUCACAGUACACAAGGCCAAUUUUGAAAAAGACGUCGUUUAUUUGUAUCAGUUCUCGCGAACUCCUUUGUUACCUUCAACUUCACCGUACUGCUUGAAAGUUGAAACAUGGCUUCGUUUGGCCGGCAUCAAAUAUGAGAACGUGGACCACAAGGCGAAGUUCCGCUCCAAGAAAGGCCAGUUGCCUUUCGUUGAGCUUAACGGCGAAGAGAUUGCUGACAGUAGCUUUAUUAUAAAGGAACUGUCCGAGAAGUUCAACAAAGAUCUCGAUGCAGCUCUGACGCCCGAGCAGCGAGUCGUCUCUCAUGCGAUGAUCUCCAUGAUUGAGAACCACCUCUCCUGGGUGAUGCUGUGGUGGCGCGCCAAGUACCCGGACAGUGUCAUCAAGGGGUACCAGGUCAACUUGCAGAACGCCCUGAACACGCGCCUGCCGAAUCCGAUUCUGAACUUCUGCUACAAGCUGACGGCCGCCCGCAAGGGAAUGAAGAAGGCUAAGGCUCACGGUAUUGGAGUACACUCUCAAGAUGAAAUUGUUGAACUCGGAAAGAACGACCUCCGCGUGCUUUCGGACCUGCUCUCCGAUAGGCCUUUCUUCUUUGGGGAUGAGCCUACCCUUUUGGACGUGGUCGCGUUCGCCAACCUCGCACAAGUCCACUUCAUCGACAAGGAAGUGGCGCACCCGCUGCGAGAUGGCAUGAACGAGUCGUUCCCGAACCUCGUGGGGCUGGUGUCGCGCAUCAAGGAGCGAGCUUUCAACGACUGGGACGACAUCUGCAACACGCUCGACCUCAAUGCGCACCUGCCGAAGCCGGUCAAGGAGCUCAAGGAGACCAAGGAGGGAACCGGCCCCGCUGAGAAGCAGCCGCUGCCCGAUGAGCCGGAAAAGGGAAAGGGCGAUGAGAAGGAGAAAGAGCUAGAGAAGGAGGCUGACGAGAAGGGGAAAGAGAAGGAUAACGAGAAGGAGAAAGAGAAGUAAACGACGACUUUGUAUGGCGCUGAUUUCAUUACCGUAAUAUUACAAGUUAUACUCUUAAGAGUCAGACUCGUCGAGAUUCUGUAAAUUAUAAGCAUGUAAAUCCAUUUGUCUUUCCCGUAACUUUCAUUUGUGGAUGCCUAUGCGUCUAUUACAGUAAUUGUAUUUCUGUUACCUUUUUAUUAUAAUUAUAUUAUUAGAAAUUCGAUGUUGUGUACCUAUAUCAUAAUUUUGUCUCAGGGAGAGAAAUCAUUUAUAUAAUAUAAAUUUGCUGAUUAAUGUGCGUAAUUUUCAAUGCUUUUUGUGUUUUAAUAUUAUAUGAUAUAAUUGUUUUAUAGAUUUUGUGAGUUUAAUAAUAUGCUAUAAGUAUCCCAAAUAAGGGUUUUACAGGAUUAGGCAAACUUUUAUCCAAAUUACUAAUAUAGUAUACAUGUAUUACGUAUAAAUUCAUGGUAGUCCACUUGCAUCGCGUCAAUGUAUUUGUUAUCAUGGAACUGGAGUAAGUCUCGAUUAUAAAAUGUCGUGCUCUUGUAGUUAUGAAAUGGUUUGAGGAAAUGUACUGUGCCAAGUCGAGUGUUGGCGCACCUUGUGACCCUCUGAGUGUAUGUCACAGUAAAUUUUAUUGUUUGUACUGCACCUCAUCAGUUUGUUGCUAGUAACUCGGUUGUUUUACCACCAGUAAAGUCCGUAAUAAUUUGACAGGGUCAUUGAGCAGGGCUAUGAAUUAUAUAUUUGAAUAAUAAUCUUCAUCCUAACUGAGACACCCAUCUUUCUCUUUUGUAAGAAGCGUCAUAUAUUUUUAUAAGUUAAGUAUUUCAUUAAUCUCAAUUUUUUCAUAAAUACUUUGGCGUGUAAUGGCGUCCAAUGUUUUAAUUUACUCUACUUUAUAAGUAUAGAAUAAUUGAUACCAAAAAUUGGCUGAUUUGAAAGAAUGAUGCAUUUCUUAGGCUACUAUCCCGCAGGCGUUUUAAGUGCGUAAGCGAUUUUUCAGCGACUGCGUUGCGGUAACACCGCGCAGACGCAACACUCACGUCCCUAGUUUCUUACGUUUUGGGACAACAGUUACAAUCACAUCGCCUUGCUCUAUCUGUACAGACUGAGUAGGUACUUAGGUAGGUAUGGUUGUACCUGAAAGCGCGAAUUUUGCGCAGACGCUUUUAAAACUCCAGUGGGAUAUUUGCCUUAUAAACAGCUCUUUAAUUCUAAAGAAGAAGCUGUUGUGUGUUUAGACUGUUUUGAGAUUCUUGUACUUUAUAAUUGGUUUAUACAAAUGAAAUUUACAAUUUACAAAUUUUUGAUAAACGAAAAGCCUGGAAGACUGUUUUUCAUGUUAUUAAUAAUUCAUAGUCCAUAAAAUUUUGAUAUUGUAUUAUUGUUAAGGUUUAGAAAAUGAAAUGUACUCAAAAUUUAUAAUAUAUUGUAUCCAGUUGAUUAUUCAGUCGAUAUAUUUAUACUUGAGGCGUGCUCGCGUCUUCAAACCAACGCACAUGAUUGUAUGAUUCGUUUAUUUUAUUGUAUUUUCAUUGACAUUCAUUCUUCUCUUCAUAAAUAUGUAAGGUUAUGAUUGCUUUGUUAUAAAAUACUCAAUUAAGACUGUUAUUAUUAUUUUUUGAUUAUUAGGUUAAUACUGACACGGCGACUGAAUAAUUGAGUGAAUGAAAAGUUCUUUGUUUUCUGUAAUGUUUGUAUAAGAUGGACUUCGGCGUUAGUCACUGAAACAGGCUUAAAGUUACAUAUUUAGGUAUUAAAAGAGUAAAGUACAUUCCAGUUUCAAGCAUCAUUUCGCGAGGGAGGUAAAGUCGUGUUUCGAUCAGGCUCGUUAUGGCAGUACGCGAUGAAGUUGAAUGGUUAAUUUUAAAACUUGUAAUAUAAAUAAAUGGUUUUCGCAUCGUGGCUUGAUAGUAGAUUGUCGAUCUUAGUCGGUUUGUAGAUAGCGCGGUAAUCACUUACCUGUGCUUUUAGUUCCGUCUUGACAUCUUUACAUUUUGAUAUAAUUAAUGUUAGGGUUAAUUACUCGGUAAGUCUGUGUAGAUUUCGAAAUUGAUACAUGUUAAUGUCAAAAUUGAUAAUGUUAGAUUAAUAGGUAUUAUACGUAACCGUAUUUACAUUAGAAUAAGAGGAGCCAAUUAAGAUGUUGAAGCUCCAUUUUUGUUUAAAAAUAUUCAGUUUUAAUUAUGGUUGUAAUUUCAGUUUUUGUGUGUAAGAGAUGAUUUGAUAUUCCAGGGGUAUGGUUGACAAUAGUCCCUCCCGCAACUGCUGACCACCACUGCCAUUAGAUUCAGAUGUAAGGAUUUAAGAUAAGAAAGUAAAUAGUGUAGGGAUUGAUGCGCGAGCGCAACAAACGUCGCGUACGCAUUCGUAGUAGUAUCGCGGCAAGCCCGCCAGCGACUUGCUGCCUAGUUAUGAUCCAGUAGAUCGUAGAUAUAAUGUUUUUUUAAUAAUGAGGCUGAAGAUUUGUCCGACCACCUGUGAGAGCCUGUUUCAGUGUAAUGUUUCGAUUUAAUGACAGAACUGGUUGAUAGCGCGGUCUUUUACUCUCUGAUCAUCGGUAGCGCGAACAUACGAUAACUACUCGCUUAGUACUUAUGGGAGCAGUCUGUCUGCAUCGAGAUGGAACUUCUAAGGGUAAUUUUGAAAAGACUAUGUUCUCGAACAUAGCGUAGGUAUAUUAUAGUAUAACAUCAAUAUUAAAUAUUAUCGUAUUGUCAUUGUAAUGUUUAAAUGUUGAGACAAUAAAGAAGAUGGUUGGUAUUUCGCGACGAACUGGACGGACGUGUUGAUUUUCAAGAUACAAUAUGAAUUGACGAGUAUUUAUGAAAGGUUUCUUUAUUGUCUCUUAGUAAUAUAAUAUAUAAUAAUACCUAAUUGAUAUUGUAAUCGAUAUUACAUGUUUAUAUCCACACGCAACUUAUAACAUUGUCGUAAGUUAGUAGUUACUAUACAAAUUAAUCGUAAUUAUUUUAAUGAUUAUAAGUAUAAGCAUAAGUAUUUCAAGUAUGUAUGUUUAUACCAUUAUAGAAGUAGGGGAUUUAAGAAAAAAAAAAGUUUUGUAAUAUCUCUAGUUAUAUUUUCUUUCUGUAAUCAUAAUUCAUUCACUUACAUAUUAUAGUGAUUGUGAUUUUCAAUUAUUGUGUCAAUAUUUAAACUAGGUAUAUAAAAGUAGAUAGUAAUGGUUCGCCAUAUAUAACGACGAAACAACUGAGCUUCGACGCAGCAGUCGACAUAAUACUUUAAGAAUUUCAAGUGUAAUAUUCUGUCGCCAUUAAAAUAUAUAUCUACAAUAA
Molecule: messenger RNA, 4590 nt
Organism: Trichoplusia ni (cabbage looper)
Lineage: Eukaryota; Metazoa; Arthropoda; Insecta; Lepidoptera; Noctuidae
Gene: fax
Product: failed axon connections
Exons: 6
Coding region: 173-1309 (378 amino acids)
Cellular component (GO): cytoplasm
Source: RefSeq, a predicted model, not a curated record